AUGAUGGGCGGUGAGGUGAUCGUCGAGAAGAACCCGGAGAGCAAAUUUUGCGUGGCGAGCAAGGAGCCGCUGUGCGACAGUGUCAUAUGGGACCUGCUGCAGAACUACUACCGGAGGGCGGCCAUCAACGCGUGGAAGGAAAAUGUGGUACCGUCCUUCGUGACCAGCAAUAGCAAAAUCGCCAAGGACUACGCAAGAGUGAUAAUUAAUUACAUGAAGGACUGGUUCAACAGCAACGAGUGCAACAGAAAUGUACCCAUAUACAUAUUAGAAAUAGGAGCAGGUCAUGGAAAAUUUACGUACCUCAUUUUAAGAGCAUUAACCAAAUAUCAGAAAUAUUUUAAGAGCAUGAAUCUUCCGGACAGGCCAUUCGUGUAUGUAUUUACAGACAUAGCGAAGGACAACAUCACGUAUUGCAUGAACAAUGGGAGGUUGAAGCGGUUCAUAAGUACAAGGGAGAGUUGUGAUAGAACAUUCACAAGUAAAAACAAUUCUUAUUAUGACUCUGAAUUUGAAAAAAAUGAAGAAAUCAAUUACGACUCUUCAACAAACACAUCCAGCUACUCCUCUUCGUAUAACGAUACGGAUUAUUCAGAUGAAAGGGUAAGAAAUUAUGCAAAUUUUUCUAUGCUCGAUUUUGCUUACUUUGAUGGAAAUGAAACAGAAGACAAAAUUUUUUUACAAGUCUCCAAAAGUUAUAUUCCUCAAAAUACACCCAUCGUGCUAAUUUGCAACUACGUCUUGGAUUCGCUGCUGACCGAUGCGUGGGUUGUUAAUGGGCAGGAUGAUUUCAGGAGGGCCCUUCUUUCUGUGUACUCGCCAAAUGUAGAAGAAGACAAAACGAAUGCAGACAUUAUGCUACGUAUGUCUGUUACAUGGGACUGGGAAAAAGUCAAUAUCGAUGAAGAAAUUAAAAAGGAAAAAACGGAUAAGCCAUCAGAUUAUUUAAGAAAAUAUAAAGACAUUUACACUGUGCUCAAGUUGUACUCCUACUUCAAUCAACCAUUAUCCUUUGUCCUUCCAGUCGGAGCAUUCAUUUUAUUUGAUAGGAUGCUUAAAUUGAGUGGAAAUAAAUUAUUAUGCCUUAUUGGUGAUAAGGGUUAUCAAUCCUAUGAAGAAUUUAAGGGACACAGGGAUCCACAUAUUGUAGUUCAUGGAAGUCUUUCCUUUAUGGUUAACUUAAAUGCCAUUUGCUUGUACUUUCUAUCUCGGGGUGGGCAUUAUAUACAUACCCCCUACUCGGACACAUUUCAGAUCGUCACCCUAUUAAUGCAUAAGAAGCAUUAUGAGGGGGGAGGCGAUUAUGAAUCGGAGGUGGAAGAAGGAGUUUUUCUAUCAGGAAGAAAUAGCCUUGGUGAUGAAUCAAACUUAACAUACUCCAAUUUAACAGAGCGGAUGCGAAAGGAUAGUCGAGGGGAAAUUAAUCAAUUUGAUAUUAUUGAUUACUUUAAGAAAAGCUCUAAGGAUGGGUAUUUAAAGAGGAGGUACCAGCACCAAAUAAGCACGGCGUCUUCCUCCUGCAGGUUGAAGGGAAGCAUAGGGAUGAACAAAACGGAUCUGAGUAAUCGCUUAUCAGGCCGCUUACCCCCGAAUGACCAAUGUGUGUACAAAAAGAUGAAAAAAAUAAACUUAAAAAAUUUAAACAGCAUGUCGAUAAAGUUUGGGGGAACCAUUUCUUCCUUCUACGAUAACAUGGAACAGUUUCCACCUGAUGUCUUGAUCAACUGGCAAAAGGCAGUCAUCCACAACAUCAACAACAACCCUGCUAAUGUGAGCAUAAAGGAGCUGAUCUCUUUGCUGAGGUACUCUAAUCAUGACUCGGAUGUUUUUUAUAACAUAAGAAAUGUGUUCACCACUUUGAUCAACUACCCCAACAUCAAUGGAAGGACAGAGAAGGACAUCCUCCUGGACAUAAAAGAAUGCUACGAUAAUUAUUACUCCUUGAAGGCGGAUGAAGAUAUCGCUGAUGUGUGUGGUCAUGUUUGUAUGAAGUUUGGUGAGUUUGAGAAAGCCAUAUAUUAUAUGAAACAGAGCUUGCGCAAUUUUAAGCAGAGUCGACACUCUUCAACAUACAUUAACAUUGCGUCAUGCUAUAAGGUACUCCGGAAUUAUCACAAAUCGAUUAAAUUCAUCAGAUGUGCUAUUAAGUUGUCUAACAGGGAGGCUCGAAAGAGAGUUCCGUGCGGGGAGGAAGGAGAAGAAGCGGGACACCACCCACAUGGUGAACGCAGCGCACAUGGAGGACACAUCCCCAACAACCUAAAUCACGCACAUGAUCUCCUGUACAACAUCCAGUUCUGUCUGAACCCAAUCACCUACGCCAUCGUGGGGGUCAACCACUUUGUGCAGAAUGAUGGCCUCUACUACCUCUCCUUUGAAAAUCGAAUAAAACUCAAGUUCAUUUUUUUGCUCGCCAAGGAGGAGGAAGCAGUGCUAAGCUUCAUGAACAGGAAGUACAAAAGUUCACUCUACGAAAAGAGCACUCGAAAUAUGGACCUCUCAGAAAUUAAGAUCGUCAGGGUUUAUCACGCGAAUGAGGUCAUCUCCAUGGAGGACGUGGACACCAUCCAACACAGUGGUGCAGAAAAAGCAGACGUAAUGAACCUUGCCCAUAAUAAAGCGGAGGAUGAAAAUCGAUCCUACCAAAAUGUAUCCACAUUGAAGAAGAACCUCUGCGAUUGCUUAUCAAAGUACAACUUCCAGUUCUGUGUAAUUGAUGCCCCGUGGGCCAUAAAGGCAGAUGUGACAGAGUUGAUGCUGGAUCAUUCAAAGCACAUCUUCACGUAUGGUACCCUAUCUGACUGUAGUAAGCGCUCCAUGGAAGUGAUUGAAAAAUAUAAACAAGUUUCUAAACAAGUCAGUUGGGUGAACAACAACUACGUCCAUGACGAGUGCCUGUACGAAGCCAGAGAUGCACUGAACCACAUCAAGAGCGUCAUUUCCGUGACAGUCACCCAUUACAGUAUGAACUUGUACAAUAAGCAAAAUAGCUCCAUCUCCAGUGCUCAUAUUUUGACGGAAGAUCUGUGUAUCAUUCUGAAUGCCCUGCAGGUUAUCUUGAACCUCAAUGUGACAGGCUUGACGGCCAACUUUUUGAAACGCCGGGGAGGCGAAGCCCAGUGCAAAUUAGUAACGAAGGAGAAACAAAGCGACACAUUAGUAACGGAUGAUACAAAUCCUGAACAUGGUCUGGAAGACCUCACUUCAGACGUAGCUGGGGAAAAGAAAGAUGACACACACCUAGACGUAGAAUACAUCUCCCUCUCAGGCAUACUAACCUUCCAACACCACAAAACUCUGCCAGAUGAAAUGAAUGUGCAUGGAAACUACCUCCUAAUGAAUAACCGAAAUGAAGAAUUCUUAACAAAAAUUAUUUUCGUUGGAGUUCAUGGCUCCUUGUGCUUAAAAAAAACGUUAUCAAAUUGGUCAGUUCAAGUUUUUAAUCUGAAUAAUGUAAAGAUGUAUGAAAAGUCGGGUCGCAUUUCAGGUAGCCAAAAUUCCAACGAUGUGUUCAUUAGCCAGUAUUUGAUAAAAACGGAUGGCAAGGAUAACGGGGUCAAGCAUUUUAACGAGUACGACUUGAAGGGUUCCUGCAAGGGUUCCAGUGAGUCCAUCGACUCAGACAUUGACAUCUUGGAGUUUUCUACUGACGAGGAAUGGGAAGGAUCACAUCCAAAGGCGUCUCCCCAAAUAGAGGCCUCCUCUGGGGCCACCAUCGACGUUGUGAAGAAAGAAUGCUCCGAUGAGGUUGAGUCUACGAAAGCGCACUCUGCAGCAGUGGCCGCAAACAACACCAAGCAUGAAGAUCUAUGUACUGAUAAAAAUGUGGACGUUCUGAAAGGCUUGCCAGGAAGGAGAUUCCAGUCCACUGGUAAAGACGUAUACGAAAAUGUAGACUUGGAUGAAUCCCUCGUGGACGUCACGGUUAAUAACAACUGCUUUUACUCGAGGAUCGUUGAGGGGGUACAGAUGUCCCACAAGAAGGGGGGUGCGAUGGUGCACUUUAAGUACAAGGCGGCUUGA
Molecule: messenger RNA, 4023 nt
Organism: Plasmodium fragile
Lineage: Eukaryota; Apicomplexa; Aconoidasida; Haemosporida; Plasmodiidae
Exons: 1
Coding region: 1-4023 (1340 amino acids)
Molecular function (GO): protein binding
Source: RefSeq, a predicted model, not a curated record